Messenger RNA from Trichoderma virens Gv29-8, 1533 nucleotides. RefSeq lists its product as uncharacterized. NCBI's taxonomy places the organism in Eukaryota, Fungi, Ascomycota, Sordariomycetes, Hypocreales, Hypocreaceae. Gene Ontology annotation, cellular component: membrane. The transcript has 5 exons. Gene Ontology annotation, molecular function: transmembrane transporter activity. The coding region runs from base 1 to 1533 and encodes 510 amino acids. The record is from RefSeq and is a predicted model, not a curated record. Gene Ontology annotation, biological process: transmembrane transport.
AUGGCCAAAAAUUCCGACCUCGGAGCUUUGAGAAAUGGCCCAGACGCCAGCCCAAUGAUGAAUAGUGACACAGAAACGGCCAUCGCGGAGCAAAACGAGGUCAAGAAAUCGCAGCCCACAGCCCGAGACAAUAUCCUCGCUUUCUGUAUCGUUUUCUGCCAGUUAGUUCAAGCCAUACCAUAUGGCGCUGGACUUAUAGCCGCCAUUGACAUCCCAAAAGCCUUGGAAGCACCAGAAAACAAGAGCGUAUGGAUCGCAGCAUCAUACCCACUAACCCAAGGAGCAUUCGUCCUCAUCGGUGGCCGCAUCGCCGCCGUCCACGGCCACAAAAACACCAUGCUCGUCGGCGCCUGCAUCUAUGUAUUAUUCCAUCUCAUCACUGGAUUCAUGCGAUCAGCAGACACCGUCAUCGUUAUGCGCGCCCUCAGCGGCAUCGGUGGCGGAAUCAUGGUCCCUAACCUCAUCGCCAUGCUAACCAUUGCAUUCCCGCCGGGUUUAAUGCGAAAUGUCUGGGUCGGCAUGUUUGGUGCCAUGGGACGGGUAGGUGCAGCUGGUGGAACUGUGUUCCCUGGCUUUUUUGGACAGUUGACAAGAUGGUGGUGGUUGUUCUUCUUCUUGGCCAUAUUUGGUGCUGUCGUUUUCGGUGCCACCUCGUUCAUCUUGCCUCCUGACGGCGAGCCAAUGGAUGCAAAUGGUACAGUUGACUAUGUCGGGGCGUAUUUCGGAGUCACUGGUCUCGUCUUGUUUAACUUCGUCUGGACACAAGCCGCUGUUGUUGGUUGGGAAGAACCCUAUGUGUAUGCUCUUCUUAUCGUUUCCAUUCUGCACUUCGCCCUCUUUCUCAUCUGGGAAGGUAAGUUUGCUAAAGAGCCCAUCCUUCCCCUUGAUAUCUGGGGCUCUCCGUCAUUUGGGCCAAUGGUAUUGUCCGCCUUUAUGUCUUUCAUGGGGGUUGGUAUCUUCCUCUACUACGUCCAAGUGUGGAAUAUUGAGAUCCGUCACUAUUCCAACCUCCUCACUGCAGCAGCCAACUCCGCCUUUGCUAUCGUUGGAACCUGUGGCUGUUUCGUCAGUGCAGUUGCCGUGCGAUAUCUCCCUGCGCAAGCAGUAAUGGCAACGGGUGCAGUGGCAGCGGUGGUCGCUGGCAUCAUCUUUGCUACAACGCCAGCACAACAAACAUACUGGGCUCAGUGCUUCCCCGCAUUCAUAAUCAUGGGAUUCAGCCCCGAUUUCAUCUUUACAGCCACACAAAUCAUUACCAGUAAUAGUGUCUGGCGGAAGCACCAGGGAAUUGCUGGAUCGUUAAUGGGAACCAUCCAGAUGUACGGCCUUAGUACAGGACUGGGAUUUGCAGGAACUGUUGAGCGAUAUACAAACGAUGGGGGCCGCGACCAAGUUGGAGGUAUUCGACAUGCUCUCUACCUUACCAUCGGAAUGGCAGCUGCUUCUGUGCUGAUAUCUCUGUUUCUGAUUCGGAUCCCAAAAGAUCAACGUGAAGGGUGGGAUAGGGAGGAUGAAGCAGCAGCUCAGACUUAG